Molecule: messenger RNA, 396 nt
Organism: Penicillium arizonense
Lineage: Eukaryota; Fungi; Ascomycota; Eurotiomycetes; Eurotiales; Aspergillaceae
Exons: 2
Coding region: 1-396 (131 amino acids)
Source: RefSeq, a predicted model, not a curated record
AUGGUCGAAACCUCCGCUCUUGAUUCCCUUAUUCGAGUCUCACUUGCCAUAAUCGCUCUUGUUCUUCUUCCGCUUGUUCUACCCUCUAUCACCGCUCUUCGUCCUGUUGUUGCAGUCUUCGGAGGAGGAGAGCUUGUUCUCGCAGUUGCAGUCGCGCAUAUUCUUGAUUUUGCUCCUGAUAUCGUCGAUGUCGUUGGUAUCGUUGUCGUAGCCUUUCUUGUUCGUAUCGAUCUAUCUCCUGUUGAUAAAUCUCUUGUGCUUGUUGACUUUGAUGUCCAUACUGGUGUAGGUCUUCUUGUUCUCUCUGCUCUUGUUCUUGUUCUCGCCGCUCUUGCUCUUGUCUCCGUCGAUUUUCUUGUUCUCGGUAUGCUGGAUCAUCGACCUGCUCCGGGUUGA